AUGAAGGGUGGAAAGUUGAAAUAUUUUCCCGUAGCCGAAGAACCAAAGUGCACGGAAUCAACAAAAGGCGAGCAACUUCCAAAUGAAAGGAAAUUUUCUGAGCUUACUUCAGUCGAAGAAAAGUUGGAGUACGUUAAUGCACACAGAGGCGACAUUCCUGCCCUUCUAUUCGCGGCAAAAGUGGGCGAUGAUGCAGUUUGCAAUCGCCUCUUCGACUUGAGCAGUUAUAAAAGCCAUAUCGACAAUAACGGGGCCAGCGUCGUUCACUACGCUGCCAUGAACACCGACUACGGAGUAAAUGUGCUUGAUUUCUUUCACCGCCAAGGUGUAGACCUAUCUCUGCAAGAUGAAUUCGAUUUCGAUGCUCUCAGCUACGCUCUCAGAGAGGGAAAUAUUGAGAAUGCAUUAUUUCUAAUCAGCAAAUUAAGCUACGAAGAAAGUCUUUUGGAGCAUUGCAUUUGCGAGCGAGGAGUUGACUCGGCAAAAUUAGUUUUUGAAGCACUUACUGCCAAGGGAUUAGUCGGACAGUUCGAUGUAAACCUCCUGUACAAGGCAGCGUCUCACGCAGACUUGCCGAUGCUGCAGUGGUUGGUCCAAAUAGGCGGAGUGAAUGAUCAUGAUGUAUUCUACAAUAUCCUCCUGCAUUCCGACAAGAACGCGACUCACGGCGACGAGAUUGCCAACUUCGUAAUUUCCAACUUGCUAAUCUGGGAGCGGCCAACUUUUCUGGCCAGAGCUCUUAAAACCGGAAACUGCAACGUUGCGACGAAACUCUUGAAGAAGGGUGUCACCUUGGUUGCAAACGAAGAAGAAAAGCAAGCGUACAUGCUGCUUUGCGUGAGGGAAGAUUCACUUCUGCUUGCCAAAUUCGUGAAAGGAUUGGGACAACCGAAUGUCCAGUUCGACGAGUCGUUGCUGCUUCUCGCUUUUGAGUUUUCGAGCGUCGAAAUGUGUCAAUGGAUUAUAGAAAACGCUCAUGCUAAUCAGCCGCUCUACCCUAAUUUCAAUUGGCUUCUAGCCACCUUGAAGAACAAACAACACGGAAGCAAGAUCCUGCUAGAGUUCAGUGAACUAUUCAAAUCACACGUGGAAACGUUCUACCAAGAAGGAGAAACUCCCCUUCAUAUUGCUUUAAAGUAUGAAAACAUCGAUGCCGCUGAGGUUUUAAUGACGAUUAGUAGUGGUGCAAGAUUUGACGUGACGUGGAAAGGGCGUGGUCUCCUCCAAUACUGCGUGGAGAAAAAUUUGCUGCCGGGUGCUAUAUUCUUGAUGCGGAUUUGCGGUGAAAAUCCGCAGCUUGCAGACGGCGCGACCAUUUUACCCGUCGCGGCAGAGUUUGCAAACGUCAAAAUGUGCCAAUGGCUGAUGACCAAGCUGAAUUUCGAAACUGCAACCGAAAUGACAAAGGUUUCAUUUUUACGCCGUGCUGUGCUCAACGAAGCUCACGGAUUGGAAAUAAUUCAGCGCUUCAUCGGGCAACUUGACCAAGAAGCCUAUUAUAAAGACGACGUUGACGAAGAAAAUGCUCUUCAUCUUGCCCUCAAGUUCGGAAAGCUUGACAUUGCGAAGUUUCUGCUCGAACACAACGAAUCCCUCAUUCACGAAAAAUGUGGAGGACACAAUUUGCUUCUUUUCUGCGUGUCGGCCAAUCAGCUGGAGAGUGCUAAAUUCGUUUUCGGAUUGGCCAAGAGCAUGGCAAGUGGAGAGAAUGGGAAGACUGCAAUGCUCAUCGCCCGGAACAAUGGCAAUGAGGAAAUGCGUCAGUGGCUUGUGUGCGAAUUACACGAUUUGAAGACGAAUGAUACCGAAUCAUUUGACGUAGCUAUGUCACUACGUUUUAAGAAGUUUCGGUUGAAAUAUCGAUAA
Molecule: messenger RNA, 1866 nt
Organism: Cloeon dipterum
Lineage: Eukaryota; Metazoa; Arthropoda; Insecta; Ephemeroptera; Baetidae
Exons: 2
Coding region: 1-1866 (621 amino acids)
Biological process (GO): protein localization to ciliary inversin compartment
Cellular component (GO): ciliary inversin compartment
Molecular function (GO): protein binding
Source: RefSeq, a predicted model, not a curated record